Arachis stenosperma is the source of this 1095-nucleotide messenger RNA. RefSeq lists its product as uncharacterized. Gene Ontology annotation, molecular function: zinc ion binding; nucleic acid binding. The transcript is spliced from 2 exons. NCBI's taxonomy places the organism in Eukaryota, Viridiplantae, Streptophyta, Magnoliopsida, Fabales, Fabaceae. Bases 1 to 1095 code for a protein of 364 amino acids. The record is from RefSeq and is a predicted model, not a curated record.
AUGGCGGCAAUGGCGAACCUUGUGAAUACCAUGGAGGCUAAUGCUACUGCGACUCUGCAAGCUGUGCAGAGGUUAGGCCAGCCGACCGGAAACGGAAACGGGAUUGGCGAAGGAAAUGUGGAUGACAAUGCUGAAGGAAACGGAGAUAACACGGGAGGCGUCCCGAUGACUUUGGCAACUUUCCUCAAAUUUCAUCCACCAACAUUCCGAGGAUCAACUAAUCCUACUGAAGCGGACCACUGGUUCCAGGCUAUAGAGCGUGCUUUACUGGCGCAGCAUGUUCCACACAAUCAAUAUGUCGAGUUUGCUGCUUAUCAACUUACGGGAGAGGCCCAGCCAUGGUGGCAAGCAGAGUGUCGCUUGCUACAGCUACAGAACGUUGACGUUCCGUGGAGUGUGUUCCAGACAGCCUUUUACAAGAAGUACUUCCCUGAGUCUGCAAGGGAAGCAAAGGAGAUGGAGCUGAUGCAGCUGAAGCAAGGUUCCAUGUUUGUGGCAGAGUACACCAACAAGUUUGAGGAGCUUUGUAGGUUUUCUAGUGUGUGUCAGGGUGCCCCGGAGACUUAUGAAAAAUGGAAGUGUAUCAAGUACCAAAGAGGCUUGAAGAACGACAUCAUGAUUGUUGUGGCUCCUAUGGAGAUUCGUAUUUUCUCUGAUUUGGUGAAUACGGCAAGAGUGGUUGAAGACUACACGAAGAUGGUAGCCUCGUCAAAGGAGACUUCUGGAGGGAACCCUAGUAAUGAGUGUGACGAUUGCCUUGGACCAAGGGGACCGAGCUUUAAGAAAGAUGGUUGCGCUCCUCAACAUCUGCAAGGUCAACAGAACUUCAGAAGGGACAACAAUGCGCAGUUUUACCGUAUGAGGGAAGCCCAUCUAUGUUUCACUUGUGGGAAGCCGGGACAUAUAUCUAAGUACUGUCACCGCAGAAGGGACCGAGAGAAGGGCCAGAGUCAACAAUCAGGCCAUAUCAUUACAUCGGAUGCACGUGAGGCAACGGGGUCGGAUCCUUCGACGAGAGUUUUGCGUAAUGUUACAAAAGUAGUCUUUGGUUUUGAAACUACGUCGAAAAUUCUUGGUUUGGAAGAUAUUGUUUAA